AACAUAUGACGUCUGUGAAGUACAUCCAGGACCCAAUCUGAACAUGAUUGUAGGCGCUAACGGAACAGGAAAGUCAAGCAUUGUUUGUGCUAUCUGCCUGGGACUGGCUGGAAAACCUUCUUUCAUAGGGCGAGCUGAUAAGGUUGGUCUCUUUGUAAAACAGGGAUGCUUGAAAGGUGUAGUAGAAAUUGAACUGUCUAAGAAACCUGACAAUAUCAUCAUCACACGUGAGAUUCACGUGGUGAACAACACAUCAUCCUGGUUUAUCAACAGAAAGCCAACAACCCUGAAAACAGUAGAAGAGCAGAUUACAGCCUUAAACAUCCAGGUGGACAAUUUGUGCCAGUUUCUUCCUCAGGACAAAGUUGGAGAAUUUGCAAAACUGAGUAAGAUUGAAUUGCUUGAAGCCACCGAAAAAUCCAUCGGUCCUCCAGAAAUGUACCAAUUUCACUGUGAACUGAAAAACUUCAGAGAAAAGGAAAAAGAACUGGAGAAUUUGUGCAGAGACAAAACUAACUCUUUGGAGAAAAUGAAACAGAGGCUUGAACGAUACAAACAAGAUGUUGAGAGAUACCAUGAGCGCAAGCGCCACCUAGACUUAGUUGAGAUGCUUGAGAGGAAAAGGCCAUGGGUGGAAUAUGAAAAUGUUCGUCAGCAGCAUGAGGAAGUGAAACAAAGCCGAGACCAAGCCAAGGAAGAACUGAAGACUCUGAAAGAAAUGCAGGCCUCAAUGACAAAAAAACUCCAAGAAACUGAAGAUUAUUUUCGGAGUCUGGAUAUGAAAAUCAGAGAUAAGACUACUGACAUCAAAGGCAUUUCUCAAAAAUGUAAACAGAAGCAAGAUGCUUUGGAGAUGAAAGAUAAACAAAUUGAAGAAAUUCAUCAAGCUUUGAGAAUGAAAAAAGAUGAAGAAAUGGACAGACAGAGGAAAAUACACAACACUCACAAGAUGAUAGAGGACUGGAAGAAUGAGCUCAGUACAAUGUCAGUCUGUGAUAAUCUUCAGCAAAAAACUGAUGCUGUUAAUAAUGAGCUGAAAAAAUUACAAGAAGAAAGGGCAAAUACUGAUAGUGAUAUCAGUGACCUAACAACAGAGAAAAUGAACCAAGAGAGGGAAAAGAAUAGAAUAAUUAAUUGCCUUGGACAACUUAAUAAUAUAAUGAAAAUGAAGGAAGAGACUCUUAAAGGGAAAUUCCAAGACACACACUCUGCUCUUAUGUGGCUAAGAAAGAACAAAGACAGGUUUAAAAAAAAAGUCUGUGAACCCAUGAUGCUUGAAAUCAAUAUGAAAGACAGUAGACAUGCUAAAUAUGUUGAAAAUCACAUUUCGGGCAAUGACAUGAGGGCUUUCGUUUUUGAAAGUCAAGAAGAUAUGGAAAUCUUUCUUAUGGAGGUGCGUGAUCAUCAGAAACUAAGAGUGAAUGCUGUAUGUGCACCUGCUAAAUCAUGUGCUGAAAGCUUACCUUCGAGACCUAUUGAGGAACUGCACCAAUACGGAUUUUUCUCUUAUUUACGAGAGUUAUUUGAUGCUCCUCAUCCAGUGAUGAGUUAUCUUUGCUCCCAGUACCGUGUUCAUGAUGUCCCUGUGGGAACAGAGAAGACCAGAAACAUGAUUGAAAGGGUCAUAAAAGAAACCAACUUGAAACAAAUAUACACAGCUGAAGAAAAAUACACUGUUAAAGUAUCUGCUUAUACAAACCUAACCCUCUCUACUAACACAUCCCUGAGAGUGGCACAAUUUCUCAUUUGUUCAGUGGAUACAGAUGAAAAAAAACAGUUGGAAAACCAGCAACAGGACGUCAAUAACAAGUUAAAGUCAUUGGAUGUGCAUCUGGCUACAUUGUUUGAGAGACAGAAACAUCUGGAACACAGAGACAAUGAGCUCAGGCAACAGAAGAAAGAGCUUUUAGAGAGAGGAAACAGGAGGAGACAGUUGGAAUCAAAAAUUGCUUUGAAGUGUGAGAG
Molecule: messenger RNA, 1965 nt
Organism: Antrostomus carolinensis (chuck-will's-widow)
Lineage: Eukaryota; Metazoa; Chordata; Aves; Caprimulgiformes; Caprimulgidae
Gene: SMC5
Product: structural maintenance of chromosomes 5
Exons: 14
Biological process (GO): double-strand break repair via homologous recombination
Cellular component (GO): Smc5-Smc6 complex; nucleus
Molecular function (GO): ATP hydrolysis activity; single-stranded DNA binding
Source: RefSeq, a predicted model, not a curated record